AUGAUUGAUCUUGGCCUGGUACGCACAAGUAAACUUAUACGACAAACUCCACAAACCUGGAAAGCAAUACAUGUAGCUGGCACUAAUGGAAAGGGAUCAAUAUGUGCCUAUCUAUCAGCCAUGUUCACAGCUUGUGGCAUCCGAUGUGGACGUUUUUCUUCGCCGCAUCUGAUGGAUCGAUGGGAUGGGAUAUCAAUCGAAGGUUAUCCCGUUCGCAAAUCAGUCUUCAUCGAUUGCGAAAAAGUUAUAGUCCACAGGUGUAAGACAGAGGAUAUCAAGGCAACUGAAUUUGAAAUUCUCACUGCGACUGCUUUUGAAGCUUUUGCACGCGAAAAGAUCGAGAUGGGCAUCAUAGAAGUAGGACUUGGUGGGCGGCUUGAUUCCACGAAUACCCUGAAAAACAAAGAAGUAACGAUUAUAUCUAAAAUAGGGUUAGACCAUCAGUCAAUACUAGGUAAUACUAUUGAAGAGAUUGCUCUUGAAAAGGCUGGGAUCAUGAAGGCCAACGUCCCCUGCGUGAUAGAUAGAACAAAUGAAACUUCGGUCAGAAAAGUUAUUGAAGAUUACGCAAAGAAGAUUGGGACUCAAGUCAUUCCAAGCUCAACAGAUGCUACAUUCUUUCAGGACCUACCUACUCAAAAUUUUGAGCCGCAUCAAGUAGAAAACUUGGCAUGUGCCUACACUGCUUUUCUCAUCGCCUACAAAAAUGCGGAAUCUCCCCUUCAUCGAUUGUUACCUGCUGUACUGUCAAUGCAAAAUCCGGGAAGGUUACAGCUACUCGAUAUUAAGAGUAUCGCUGGACGAGAAGAAAAAGUGUUAUUAGAUGGCGCACACAAUAUUCAGUCUGCCAAAGUACUCUCUAGCUAUGUCGAAAAGAACCUUCGUAGGCCGAACUGCAAUGUAACUUGGGUUGUUGCAGCAUCCCACGGAAAAGAUCUUGAGGCCAUGAUGGGAACUAUGCUGAAACCUGGUGACGAUCUAGUAGCAGUUAAAUUCCAUCCUGUAGAUAGAAUGCCGUGGGUACGAUCAAUGGAGCCUGAGGACAUCCUUUCUGUAGCGCAUAGUUUGGGAAUAAAUUCGGCAUCUACCAAACCAGACCUUUUAAGUGGGUUGCGGUGCGCAGCUCACAAAGCUAACGGAGCUCCUAUGGUUAUAGCAGGUAGCUUGUACCUGGUUUCAGACGUACUUAAACUUCUCCGAGAUGAGGCUAGAACAUCUAGAUUCAUAGACGUGAAGGACAGUUUUUGA
Blumeria graminis f. sp. triticale is the source of this 1248-nucleotide messenger RNA. The record is from the annotation of a GenBank genome assembly. Lineage: Eukaryota; Fungi; Ascomycota; Leotiomycetes; Helotiales; Erysiphaceae.